Molecule: messenger RNA, 1435 nt
Organism: Helicoverpa zea (corn earworm)
Lineage: Eukaryota; Metazoa; Arthropoda; Insecta; Lepidoptera; Noctuidae
Product: regulator of microtubule dynamics protein 1-like
Exons: 4
Coding region: 228-1130 (300 amino acids)
Cellular component (GO): cytoplasm; mitotic spindle pole; spindle microtubule
Molecular function (GO): microtubule binding
Source: RefSeq, a predicted model, not a curated record
AGAUUGACACUGACAUUAUGUAAAAUUAUAUCGUUUUUAUUUAGCGGUCAGUGUUUGUUUACUGAUGUUUACAAAAAAUAAAGCUUGUGUUAAUGUGUAUUGUAAGAAUUUUCUUUAAAAAGCACAUAGUUUUAUCUAAGUUGGUUUUAAUAAAAACGCGGACGAAACAGAUAAAAUUAAAAUUAUACCCAUUCAAAAACAGAACGCGUACGUAGCUUUUUAGUAAAAUGAGUAUAUUUUACAAAUUAAAUCCUGUAAGUUAUAGGCUUGUUCAGAAAGUUUUAAACCACAAUAAACUUAAUAUUAUGAAUAGAAGCAAGAGAGUAUUAGUACAGAGUGUAUUUCCUAAAGAGGUGCUGGUUUUAUCAACCACCUUAGCGUUUAUAUUAUGGCCUGUCAACAAAACUAAAGAAUUGGCUGAGAGUAUAUCAUCAAAAGAGAUCCUGUGUGUUAUAGAAGAUGCUGAUAAAUUAUUUGAUAAUGGGCACUAUGAAGAAUGCUAUAAUUUGCUAUCACAACAUCAGGAUAAAAAUAAUGUUGAGGUACAAUGGCGAAUAUGUCGAGCAUUAUAUAACAUGUCAAAAGAAUCAAAAUAUGACAAGCAAUACAAGAAUACUCUUGUUCUUCAAGCAUAUGAUAUAAUAUUAAAAGUUUUGAAUGAAUCCCAAGACCAUUAUGCAGUACAUAAAUGGUAUGCUUUACUUUUGGAUGCCAAGAGUGCACUAGAAGGGGUCAAAGAACGAAUAAAGCAGCUGGAAAAUGUAAAGAAGCAUAUGGAUAUGGCUGUCACACUAAACCCCAAUGAUGCUACAAUUUUACACAUGUUAGGUGAGUGGUGUUAUCAGAUUUCCGAAAUGCCAUGGCAUCACAGAAAAAUUGCAGAAGUUUUAUUUGCUUCACCACCAUAUUCCUCAUAUGAAGAUGCUCUUGAAUAUUUUUUAAGAGCAGAAACAGUGCAGCCUAGAUUCUACAGUGUAAACUUAUUGAGACUUGGGAACUGCUAUCUCAAGUUGCAAAAAGAGGAUCAAGCAAAAUAUUAUUUACAGUUAGCUGCAAGCUAUCCAGCCAAAUCAAAUGAUGAUCAUCGUGCAAACACUGAAGCUGCUGAGUUGUUAAAAAAAAUUAAAUAGCCAUGGUAUCAAACAUCACCACCAUUAUUAUAUUUUUAUCUUCAUGGUGUCAACUCCAAAAUGCACAACUUUCCAUGACAUUUGGCAUAACUGGAACAGGAAAUGGUUGUCAUGUACAUGUUGUAAUGAUCUAAUAUUUUUUGACAAUUAUAAUAAACAUGUAUAUAUUUAAUUUAGUAGUUUUAAGAGAUAAGUUAUUGCAAAAUUAUUUUUGAAGUACCUAUACAAUAACAGGUUUUAUUUAUUUUUAUAAAAAUUUCAGAGAAUAUGGGCAUAAUUUUUUGAAUUAAUAGACAUUGUGCCUA